Gongylonema pulchrum is the source of this 282-nucleotide messenger RNA. Lineage: Eukaryota; Metazoa; Nematoda; Chromadorea; Rhabditida; Gongylonematidae. The record is from the annotation of a GenBank genome assembly.
AUGGCUUUUGUUUCCUCGAACAACAACAAUUUAGUUUUGAAAACAAAAAACAGCUUGCUGGAAAGGUAUCGAGCAGAGCACUGGAAGAGGAAACGGAAGCUGAAGGUUGGGAAGGAGCAAGAGGAGGAAGAGGAAGCGUCCACUGGUUUCGCAUCGUUCAUCCUCUUUAUUGCUUUCCUAAUAUAUGUGGCCUUCGGUGCGUUACUCCUUCCACUUCUCAAUGGAGAGGUAAGUCCAGCUUUGCGUUGUUUCGUCCCUGAUUACCCAGACCUUCUUGGCUAG